UCUUUGAUGGUGGCGACUGGAGAUAUGGGAAUCAGCUGCCAGCUGCAUGCCACAGCUCUUGGUAUCCUGCUGGUCUGGUCAGUCUUACAACUGCAGAAUAUUUCAGCAUCCUGCCCUCAAUGCAAUGAAAAUGCCAACUGCUACAACAGCUCCCACUGUAUUUGUAAAGAUGGAUUCUGGUCAGAACCUGAUAACAGAAAGAUAAUUGAGCCCCAUGUGAGAUGUGAAGAUAUUGAUGAGUGUCAGUUGGAGCCACUGGUGUGCAAAGAUGUGUCGUACUGUAAAAAUAAAAUUGGUACUUACAUAUGCAGCUGUCUAGUAAAAUAUCCUAUCUUCAACUGGGUAGCUGGCAUUAUUGAUAUUGAUAGUCCUGAGUGUUAUGCGAAAGAACCAGAGAACAUAAAAAACUCAGAAGAUGUAUGGGGAAAGCUGAUUGGACAUGAAUCUAAAAAGAACGUUGCAAAAGCAGCUACCGAAGUGCUUCAUCGAGUGGAAGUCCACGUACUGAAUGAAUAUGCAGCUGCACCAACAAAGGGUGAAAAUUCUGAAUUGGGUAUAGUGUAUGAAACCAAGAGGUGCAAAAGUAUGACUCUUCUGGAAGCUGGAAAUAACACAAUGAAGAUUGACUGCAAUAGUGUUCUCAAAGAAACCAAGAGUACAGGUGAUGAGACUCCAGUUGCUCUUAUUGCAUAUCAAUCCCUCGGGAAGUUUCUAAAUGGAUCAUAUUUUAGUAACAAAGAAGGGGUUACAGAAGUAAAAUUGAACUCUCUUAUUGUGAGUGGUGCCAUUCGUUCAGAAGUCAAACCUGUCCUAUCUGAACCUGUAAUCCUGACUUUACAAAAUACUCAGCCCAUUGACCCAAGAGCAGAGCAUCUUUGUGUCUACUGGGAAGGAUCAGAGGAUGGGGGCAGCUGGUCUACUAAGGGCUGUUCUCACAUGCACACCAAUGACUCCUACACCACCUGCAAGUGCUCCCACCUGUCCAGUUUUGCUGUGCUCAUGGCUCUAUCCCUUGAGGAGGACUCUGUGCUUUCUGCACUGUCCGUGAUAACCUAUGUGGGUCUGAGUCUCUCCCUCUUGUGCCUGUUCCUGGCGGCUGUGACCUUUGUCCUGUGCCAGCCCAUCCAGAAUACCAGUACGACACUCCACCUACAGCUCUCCAUCUGCCUGUUCCUGGCCGAUCUCCUCUUUCUCACCGGCAUCAACAGAACUGAGCCUAAGGUGCUGUGCUCCCUCAUUGCAGGAAUGUUGCACUACCUCUACUUGGCUUCCUUCAUGUGGAUGCUUUUGGAAGGGCUACACCUUUUUCUCACUGUGAGGAAUCUCAAAGUAGCCAACUACUGCAGCUCAGGAAGAUUCAAGAAGAGGUUCAUGUAUCCUGUAGGCUAUGGAAUUCCUGCCUUUAUUGUUGCUGUGUCUGCAAUAGCCAGACACAAGAAUUAUGGAACACAUACCCACUGCUGGCUCAGCCUUGAUAAAGCAUUCAUCUGGAGCUUCCUGGGGCCAGUGGCAUCCAUUAUCUUGAUCAACCUGGUGUUCUACUUUCAAACUAUAUGGAUUUUGAGAAGCAAACUUUCUUCCCUCAAUAAAGAAGUUUCUACACUUCAGGACACCAAGAUCAUGACAUUUAAAGCCAUUGUUCAACUAUUUGUAUUGGGAUGUUCUUGGGGCAUUGGCUUAUUUAUGGUCAUUGAAUUCGGGAAGACAGUGAAAUUGAUCAUUGCCUAUCUAUUCACCAUCAUCAAUGUCCUACAGGGGGUUUUGAUAUUUGUGGUACACUGUCUGCUUAAUCGCCAGGUGCGAAUGGAAUAUAAGAAGUGGUUCCGUAAGAUGCACAAAGGGGUUGAGACUGAAAGCACUGAGAUGUCUUAUUCUACUACCCACACUAAGAUGGAGGAAGUUGGAAAUCAGCAGAACUGACUCACAGAGAGUGCUCACAACUUGAGUUCCUACUUCCAAACCAAGGACCAUCACUGCUGUGUGGCCACACAUGUACUAGGUUCAUCUCACCAUUCUUCCAUGUGAAUUGACAUAUUGAAAAUAAUCUUGCUAUGGUUGCUAAUGCACAGUAAUUGUACAUGUGAUGCAUUUUACUGGGAAUUUUUCAUACGUACAGCUUUGACCAUGUCCACCUCUUUUCCCUUAUCCUCACCUGACCCUCUUUAUUCAGUCACUUUUCUUGUACAUAAUAAUUCCUCUUUCUAUUAAUUUUCAACACAAUGGAAAAUUAUAUUUCUCUUGCUACAUCUCACUUAAUUAUUAUAGCAUGCCUUCUUUUAAUUCCAUCUAUAUCCUUGCAAAAAUAGGAUUUAUUCUAUUUUAAAACAGAAAAAAUAUGCCAUGGGUUAUAUAAAGCACAGUUUCUUUAUUCUUUGAGGGACACUGAGGCUGACUCCAGAUCAUGGCUGUAGUGAAUAGCACCUCAGUAAAUUCAACUAUGCUGUUGUAGGAC
Messenger RNA from Chionomys nivalis (European snow vole), 2452 nucleotides. It is a transcript of the gene Adgre3, whose product is annotated as adhesion G protein-coupled receptor E3. The transcript has 16 exons. Gene Ontology annotation, biological process: cell surface receptor signaling pathway; adenylate cyclase-activating G protein-coupled receptor signaling pathway. NCBI's taxonomy places the organism in Eukaryota, Metazoa, Chordata, Mammalia, Rodentia, Cricetidae. Bases 7 to 1920 code for a protein of 637 amino acids. Gene Ontology annotation, cellular component: membrane. Gene Ontology annotation, molecular function: G protein-coupled receptor activity; calcium ion binding. The record is from RefSeq and is a predicted model, not a curated record.